CUUGGCCCUUGGAUAGCGUAGGAUCUGAUCACCCUCGGAUCGCCGGAAGAUUCGCCUCGAUCGCCUGGGUCCACUGACAAUGAAGUUUUGCAGCAUGAACGGCCCAAGUGAAUCGGAAGUCGAGAGCCUGCUGAUGAGUCCCUGCUGGGGACCGCCCCAGACGUCCGCCCAGGACCAGUAUUUGCUCGACGGGCACAAGCUGUUGCUGGAGCACGACCUGGACUCCCUGCCCAGCGAUGCCGAUCAGAAGAACUCCCUGGAUGUCCUCGACAAUCUACUGCUGAACGGCUCCUCCCUGAACGCCCUGUCCGAUCUGAAGCCGCUGCCGCCCUUCACCGGCUACACGGGCCACCUGUCCAUCAAUGGGAUCUCCGGCCACCAUUACCAUGCCAUUGCCCAGAGGCUGCCGGAUGAGAGCAACAACAACUACAUGCAGAGUGCCUACCACCAGCAGAGCAGCAACCAAACGAAUCCCACAUCCCAGUCCCACAGCAGCAGCAGCAACUCGAAUUCCAACGAGCACAACAUAGUCUCCUCCUCCACCUGCCUACCAGAAAGUGUCCUGAGUGGAAGUAAUAAUGGCGGCGGAGGAGGAGGUGGGAACGAUGCCUGCCUGGCGGACGUGAAGCUCUUCGCCGAUAGUCAACUAGAUUCUAAGCUUUACUCGGUGGCCGAUAGCUGUGUGAUGAACGCUUCGGGAUCCUCGGGAAAUGGAGGAGCCAAUGGAGCCGGUCCCAGCAUAGCCACUCUAACGCCCAUCGACCAGGUGGCCGAUUCCCUGCACAAUUCCGGCGUUCGGAUCUACAAGGAUCUCACGGAAUAUGUGGAUAUGAACUCGAUAGACGACAUAGCCGCCAUCAUAGGUUCCGCCAUUGCGGACACCACGGUGCCCAAUCAGCUGGACAAGGACGAUAACAACGAUACGCGGGACAGCUGGAUGGAUCUCGAUGCCUGGAUCGACGGCAAUUGCAUACAGCAGGAGUCGGCCAAGGUCCUGGUAUCGCAGCAGGACUCCCUGGGCGACUUUAUGCUGCCCCAUAGUCCGCUGCCCAUGCACGCCAGCAGUUCGACGCUCCAGAGUUUACUGAGUCAUGGAUACAUGCCGCUGCUGCAGAAUCGCCUGCAGAACGGGCCGCCGAAUGGCAGUUCCUCGGGUGGAGGAGCGAAUCCUGGCACAGGGAUCAAGGCGGAGCCCCAGGCGCCCACAUCUACCUCGUACUGCAACGAACUGGCGGCGGCCACCAGCAGCAGUUGCAGUCCACCCGGCUCGGUGGUCAGCACCACGGACAAUCCGAAUGGCCUGAUGAUCAAUCCGCGCUACCUGAGCAACCCGACCAACGGCCAGGCGACGGGGAGUCAUCCCCACCAGCAGGGUGGCUACUCCUUGCAGAACUCGGGCCUGUCGCUCAAGGACAAUGGUCUGUGUUCGCCGGAUCUCCUGGGCAACUAUCCGCACACGACAACGGCCAGUACGACGGGCUCGGAGAUGCGAACUGGGGCGCCCAAGGCCAAGAGAUCGCGGUCCCAAAAGAAGUCCAACCAGCAGCAGCAACAGCAGCAGCAGCAACAGCAGGGGGAUGGAGGUAACCCAGCCACCACGCCACAAAUGAGCGCCAUUUCACCAUCGGGCUUCAGUGCCAGCGAUCUGAGCGGUCUGCUCGGCAAGGAGAAGCCCGUGCACCGGUGCAGCAUCUGCAACCGGGGAUUCCUCAACAAGUCCAACAUCAAGGUGCAUUUGCGCACCCACACCGGCGAGAAGCCCUUCCGCUGCGACGUCUGCGCCAAGGCCUUUCGCCAGAAGGCGCACCUGCUCAAACAUCAACAGAUACACAAGAGAAUUGGGCGUGACUGACGCUCCUACACGAGCUUUAUGAUAUAGCCGAACAACCAGUAGCAUCUCCCAGGGAGAACCUCCAUCUGCAGCACAGAAAAAUAGGGAUCGGAAUUUGUCAAGAACUUAGCCUGUCCAAAAAACCCGCAAAUUCGCCUUUAAAAAGUAGAAAUUGUGGUGUUUCUUUGGAAAGUCAAAGUUUUGUACUUACAAAAUAUAUCUCUUCUCUCUGAUAUUUAGAGAAAUAAUGACAUAAAUCUUUGUAGAUCUAAAAAUAAUAUGUUUGGUUUCCAAAAGUCACAGAAACCUUUAGGGAUUUUAAAUCUCCUGAAAUUGUGUCUAACUUUUUUUAAGCCCCACAAAUUAUUUUAAAAUCACUUAAGAAUUUUGUCAGUUAUUGAUAUAUUAUUUGAUUGGUUCAAGUUCUUGUUCAUCUUAUAUUUUUCUGUAAUUUGGAUU
This is a messenger RNA of Drosophila takahashii, 2290 nucleotides long. RefSeq names its product zinc finger protein ichor (gene ich). Lineage: Eukaryota; Metazoa; Arthropoda; Insecta; Diptera; Drosophilidae. Gene Ontology annotation, molecular function: RNA polymerase II transcription regulatory region sequence-specific DNA binding; DNA-binding transcription factor activity, RNA polymerase II-specific. Gene Ontology annotation, cellular component: nucleus. The record is from RefSeq and is a predicted model, not a curated record. Gene Ontology annotation, biological process: embryonic hindgut morphogenesis; regulation of transcription by RNA polymerase II; embryonic pattern specification.